Molecule: messenger RNA, 4465 nt
Organism: Lytechinus variegatus (green sea urchin)
Lineage: Eukaryota; Metazoa; Echinodermata; Echinoidea; Temnopleuroida; Toxopneustidae
Gene: nphp3
Product: nephrocystin-3-like
Exons: 23
Coding region: 292-4194 (1300 amino acids)
Molecular function (GO): protein binding
Source: RefSeq, a predicted model, not a curated record
AUCGGACUCGAGAUCGGAGACGGAGUCAAGAAAAAAGGCAGAUGAAUGGAAAGCUGAAAAGAAAUCUCUCGUCUCGUCAACAUUUAAACAGUUGCAGCUACAUGUCAAGAUAAGAUAGAAUGAGUUCUUUCUGGCAAGUCUGAGGUGAGCCAAAUAUGCCUCCAUUCAGAGAAGGAAACGGCCAUGGAGGAAUGGAAGAGAACUCGUACUAGUGUGCAUCAGAUUACCAUUGAAUAGACCAUGCAAUGACUUUUUUUUUAAUAUUGAAUGAUGUAAAGUACAAGUAUCGUCAUGGGAACAGGAAGCUCCUUCCCCAAUGAUGGGGAUGACGAUGACCAGCCCGGGGUCAUCAAACGUAUCCCGAUUGAGAUGAAACCGAGGCGGACACUGGGUAGUGCUCUGCGUUCGGUGGGGUCUUUUGGACGCAGACCCAAGGGCAUGAGUCUUCGGUCUUCAUUGUCUGUGGAGUUGGAAAGCACAGAGGUAGAGAAGCUGAGGAGGGAUUUUGAGAUGUUCAAAAUUGCAAAGCAGAAUGAGAUGAGCGACCUGCUGAAGAAGGAGAAAAAACUGGAGUCGGAGAAUAGACGUUUGAGAGCAGAGUUACAGGCUUUACAGAAAACGUGCAAUAAACUAAGACUUGAGAGAGACAUGGCACUGGAUGCUGAAUACCAAGCUCUUGAAAGAGCAGCAACCUUUGAACAUGAUAGGAACAAAGUUCAGAGACAAUUCAAGCUUUUUCGAGAGAGCAAAGAGAGUGAGAUUCGUGAUCUGUUGAGAGUUAGACAGGACCUGGAAGAAACACUUCAUUGGGCUAAACCAGUUGAUGGUCAACCUCAAGACUCUAACAUCCAGGAACCACAAGGUGGUAACCCAGGAGAUUGGUGGACAGUAUUAGAGAGUGAGCCCUCUCUUGGCAGCAUGUCACAACUCCAGCCUCUCAGGGAUACCAAUGUGUUUGAUAUGGAUGGUAACUCUAGCAGUGAUGGUAAAGGAGAGAUAAGUGGUAUUGCAGCCUCUGCACUCAAUCAAAUGCUGAGUAGCCUCUCCAGUCCUGCCCUGUUCAAUGUGAUAAGAGUCUACAUAUGUGCACCACACGACAUGAGUGAAGAGGCGUCCUUAUUACAGAAGGACUAUGGUAGCAAGCUUCGCUCCUUGGGUGAUGGUGAAGGUCGCUUUGUGCUUCUUGUACAUCUGACCUUUGACCCUGAAAGUGCAAAUACCUCUCUCUUAGAUGAGGAUCUACUUAGACUUCACUCGGUGAGACAGAGGGAAGUUGAGUUCUGCACCAUCUUUGUCAGUUUCUUGGGCGAGCUUGUUGAUAGGUUUACCUUGGAGGAAGUAGAACUUGGCCAUCUUCAUGAUCCUGGGACCAAGCCAGCCAUAUUCUGUUUUACCAAUAAUAGGUCUGUUGAGCCAGAAGAGAAUAGUUCUGAAGGUCUGAAGACUCAAAUCAAGAACAGUGGAAAUGCUAAGAUCCUGGAAGGAUUAGAGAACACCAGGGAGAGAGUAGAUGCUGUCCAUCAAGAACUUGAGAAAAUCAUCAAACUGGAGCUUGGUAUUGAAUCUGCAGUGACCUCCGAGAUGUCAUCAGAGUUUCAGAGUGAACUGGAUGAGAGUACAGAAGAGAGAUGUGGUGGACUGCAAUGGGAUAUUCACGGAGAUGGAGAGCAACAGGAAAUAUUAGCUAACAUCGCCAAGGAGGCCACAUGUGAGCUCACUUUUGAAAAGCACUAUGAGAGCAUCAGUGAGCAUGUAGCAGCAGCCGGCCCCUUACCUCCUCUCCUGGUGAGUGGUGUCCCUGGGAGCGGAAAGUCCUUGCUGCUCGCUAAAUGGGUCCAGCUAAAGCAGAGAGAUGCCCCACCUGGCUUGGUUCUAUAUCACUUCACCGGGUCACCAAACUCGUCCAGUGCCAAUGCUGUCACCAUGAUCAGGAGAAUGACUGCACAGUUGAUGCAGCAUGUUUCUUCUCCUCCUGCUCUGUCUUGCGAACCAUCGAGAUUGGUAGAAGAGUUCCCUAAAUGGUUGGAGAAAGUUUCAUCGAGGGUAGCUGGUGGUAUCACCAUCAUCAUUGAUUCCUUGGAUAAUCUCCAGAAUCGAGAUUCUCACCUUGGAUGGUUAUUAGACCCUCUUCCAGUAGAUACCAGAGUGAUCGCUUCGGCCAAUCCAGAAAACUGCCUACCUGCUUGGAAAUCCUGGCCAACGCUCCACCUGGAACCCCUGUCUCCAUCCCACUCCAAGGACCUCAUCCACGCCCUGGGCCAGUCCCGUGGUCUCCAGGUCUCCCCGGAGCACGAAGCCCUCUCCCUGGCCCACUGCCGCACCCCUGCCACCCGUACCCCUCUCUUCAUCACGUUGAUGGUGGAUGAGCUGGCGUACAGCGAUCGUUCGGUGCCCAUCAGUGAGAAGCUUGCUGCGGGAUGUCUGGACCAUGGGGAUUCAGUGGAGCUGUAUCAGUAUAUCCUGGAAUCCCUGGAGACAGACCAUGAAGAUGCUACGUGUAGAGGUCUUGUAAAGAAGGUGUGUUUGUUGGUGUAUGCCUCAAGGAAUGGUAUUUCUGAGUUGGAAUUGUUUGAUCUGAUUCCUGAUCUUACUUGGAAUCACUGGGCUCCUCUCUGCCAUGACCUCAUCAACAGACAUGUCAUGACCUUUAAGGCAGGGGUCGUGACCUUUGCACAUACACAGGCUUGUGAUGCAGUCAGACUGAGCCACUGCACUGAACCACAUGGCGAGAGAGAACUGCAAGCUGUCAUCAGCAGACUUGUCCAUUACUUCAAGAAGCUUCUCAAGCCUGGCUCCACGACUUCCAGACUGACCGAGGAGCUCCCGUACCUGAUCCAGGUCUCAGGGAGCAGCUCCAAGCUCCAGGAGACUGUCAGCAAUUUAUGCGUCUUCAGGAUCAUGUACUCCAGAGGGCGCUGUUCAGAUCUGCUGACGUACUGGCAAACACUCGGGGUGGACCGACAGGCCAUGGCUAAUAUCUACUUCACGACCAUCAAAAAAUUUGAAGAAAAUCAGAAUGGCCAGAUUCCCUUGCCUAGGAUAGCUGAUUUGUACGAGAUGCUGGCAAGAUUUGUUAAAGACCUUGGACUACUAAAUCAGGCUAUCUGGUCAGUGCAGAGAUCCCUUGAGAUCCGUGAGUCCAUUGAUCCUGAUCAUCUGAGUGUCGCCCAGUGCUUUCAUCUGUUGGGUGCCAUCCAUGGACAAGGUGGCAAGUUUGGCUCUGCUGAAGCAUACUACCAACAGGCUUUGAUGAUCAGCGAGAAUGCCCUGGGGAAUAGCCACCUGGAUGUGGCCAAGGUUCUGGACUCGCUGGUGGUCAUCUACCGGAAGCAGAACAAACAUAAUUUGGCAGAUCCUCUCCAGAAGAGGGCUCACAUGAUCCGCAAGCAAGCCCAAACUCAGCUAUCUGCUCACCAAGUGAGGGCUCUGUCCGCCCUACGGCGUCGCACUCUUCAAAUGGAGCAGCUGACGCAAGGAGCAGAAUCGGCUGAUCUAGCACGCACUCUCAAUGAACUGGGAAUGCUCUAUUAUCUACAGAAGAACUAUCGGUCUGCAGAGAGUUAUUUCCAGAGAGCUCUGGACAUGCGCGAGUCAGUUCUUGGUCCUCACCACGUGGACGUAGCCCAGAGUCUUCAUAGUCUAGCCACUCUUCACAAUGACAGAGACCAGACCAACCAGGCUGAAGAACUAUACGAGAGGGCGCUAGCUAUCAGGAGCUCCAACAUGCCUCAGGAUCAUCCAUUGGUGCUUGCUACUGCACGCAGUCUGGCUGUAUUGUACAGGAAACAGGGUCAGUAUAACAAAGCUGAACCUCUAUACCUUCAAGCAGUUGAAUCAAAGCAAAGGAAACUUGGUGGAAAUCAUCCCAGUCUGGCCACAGCUCUGGUGAACCUGGCUGUUUUAAGAUGUCAACAGGGUAACCAUGAUGAAGCAUCACCUCUUUACGAAGGAGCUCUCAAGAUAUACGAGGAACAUUUUGGCCCGACGCAUCCGCGUGUCGCCGAAACGCUCCGCAACCUUGCUGUUCUACGUUACGAGCAGGGUGACUUCCAGGAGGCAGCAGUACUGUACAAACGUGCCAAUGAAAUCAAAGAAUUAGAAGGGUUUGGGAGUAAGCCAAUGUCGAGGAGGUCUUCCAGCGCUGGGUCAACGAUACUCAAGAUGGCUGCACAGUUGAACGUCAGUACAAGGUAGCAUAGCAUGGAGAGCUCUGGGGGCUGAUUGUCAAGAAGGUAUUCCAGCGCUGGGUCAAUGAUACUCAAGAUGGCUGCCCAGUUACACGCUAGUACGAGAUAGCACAGAAUGUUGAAAUCUGGGAGUUGUUUCAAGGAGCUGUUUGUAAGUUACUCACAACUGGUGGGUGUUUGUUGAUUGGAAUGCAAAAUAAUGAUUAUUGACAUUUAAUAUACUGCCAAUUGCAAAACUGCCUUAAGCCGUUUUGAGAAAAUAUGUUUUCACUGCAAAA